CACGUUUUUCAAUCAUUCUCUCUCUCUCCGCGAUUCACGUUUUCUCAAUCUGUCGGAGAGAGAGAAUCCCCCGGAUAAUUCACAGUCACGAUUCACGUUCUCCGUUAUCUUCAAGAUCGAAUUUUGAUCUUUCUGAGGAAAAAAGUUGGAGAAUUUACUUUAGAGGUGGGUUUUUCGAGACAAGUUUUGUGGAUUUCGAGAUAUAUAUAUAGAGAGAAGGGACAGGUAAAAUGAGUUUUCAAGAUUUAGAGGCGGGAAGAGGAAGAUCGUUAGCUUCUUCGAGGAACAUCAAUGGAGGUCGACAAGACACGACGCAAGCAGUAGCUUCCGGUAUAUUUCAGAUUAACACAAGUGUUUCCACCUUCCAACGUCUCGUCAACACUCUCGGUACUCCCAAAGACACGCCGGAGCUCCGAGAGAAGCUGCACAAGACAAGACUACAUAUCGGACAGCUAGUGAAAGACACAUCAGCUAAACUUAAAGAAGCUAGUGAAACUGAUCAUCAAAGAGGUGUAAAUCCAAAGAAGAAGAUUGUGGAUGCUAAGCUUGCAAAAGACUUUCAAGCUGUAUUGAAAGAGUUUCAAAAGGCUCAGCGUCUCGCUGCUGAAAGAGAAACUGUAUAUGCUCCUCUUGUGACCAAGCCAUCUCUUCCAUCUAGCUAUACACCUAGUGAGAUAGAUGUGAAUCCAGAUAAGCAUCCAGAGCAGCAUGCGGUUCUUGUGGAAUCAAAAAGACAAGAACUUGUACUGUUGGAUAAUGAGAUUGCGUUCAAUGAGGCUAUUAUUGAGGAAAGAGAGCAAGGGAUACAAGAAAUCCAACAGCAAAUUGGCGAGGUGCACGAAAUCUUCAAAGACUUGGCAGUGUUGGUACAUGAUCAAGGAACCAUGAUUGAUGAUAUUGGAACUCACAUCGAUAACUCCCACGCGGCAACUGCACAAGGAAAAUCCCAUCUCGCAAAAGCCUCAAAGACACAAAAAUCGAAUUCUUCUCUGACGUGCUUGCUCUUGGUGAUUUUUGGUAUCGUGCUCCUGAUUGUUAUUAUAGUGCUCGGGGUUUGAUUUUCCAGAACUCAGGAAACCAUGGAAAAGUGCUUCAACAUCAAUCAAGAAACAUCAAUGAGUGUAUGUUUGUCACUUCAAGGCUCUUUUUGUUCCUCCCAUUCAGUCUGUUGGACUGGAAUACUUUCUUUCGUCUUUUCUUAUCAAGUAUAUAGAGCAGUUCGAUUUGGUUUGCUUUGGUUUUGGUUUGGUUUGAGGGCGUCUGAGUGUUUGUUUUGUAAGAGUGUGUUAUUGCUUUGUCUCUGUAAUAUAUUUUGUUGCAGACCAGAGUCGAUGUGAAAGGGAAAAUCAUCUAUUUUUUGUGUUUUCUUAAAA
Molecule: messenger RNA, 1373 nt
Organism: Eutrema salsugineum
Lineage: Eukaryota; Viridiplantae; Streptophyta; Magnoliopsida; Brassicales; Brassicaceae
Product: syntaxin-23
Exons: 7
Coding region: 231-1058 (275 amino acids)
Biological process (GO): vesicle fusion; vesicle-mediated transport; intracellular protein transport
Cellular component (GO): membrane; SNARE complex; endomembrane system
Molecular function (GO): SNAP receptor activity; SNARE binding
Source: RefSeq, a predicted model, not a curated record